This is a messenger RNA of Penicillium brevicompactum, 960 nucleotides long. Its product is annotated as aminotransferase class IV. The transcript has a single exon. Bases 1 to 960 code for a protein of 319 amino acids. The record is from RefSeq and is a predicted model, not a curated record. Gene Ontology annotation, molecular function: catalytic activity. NCBI's taxonomy places the organism in Eukaryota, Fungi, Ascomycota, Eurotiomycetes, Eurotiales, Aspergillaceae. Gene Ontology annotation, biological process: carboxylic acid metabolic process.
AUGACUACCAUGCAAGAAGUUUUCGCCGGCUAUCAGUCUAGACAGGCUGUGCUCGCGUCCAGCAAGAACCCUUUCGCCGGAGGAGUAGCUUGGGUGGAAGGAGAGCUCACCCCACUCCACCAAGCACGUAUUCCAAUCCUGGAUCAAGGCUUCAUGCACAGCGAUCUGACCUACGACGUUCCUUCGGUUUGGGAUGGCCGAUUCUUCCGACUCGAUGAUCACAUCAAUCGUCUCGAUGUCAGCUGCGCCAAGAUGCGACUCAAACUUCCUUUCCCCAAAGAGGAGGUGAAGCGAAUUUUGGUCGACAUGGUCGCUAAGAGCGGCAUUAAGGAUGCCUUCGUCGAAAUUAUUGUCACACGUGGCUUGAAGGGUGUACGUGGCACCGAUCCAAAGGACAUCUCCAACAACAUCUACAUGUUUAUCCAGCCGUAUGUUUGGGUUAUGGAACCUGAGGACCAGCCUGUGGGAGGAACCGCCAUUGUCGCACGUACUGUCCGACGCACACCUCCCGGCUCAAUGGAUCCAACCGUCAAGAAUCUGCAGUGGGGCGAUCUCACUCGCGGCCUCUUUGAAGCGUCUGACCGCGGAGCAACCUACCCUUUUUUGACCGACGGCGACACCAACCUUACAGAGGGAUCGGGUUUCAACAUUGUGCUGGUUAAAGAUGGUGUGCUGUAUACCCCUGCCAGAGGUGUCCUUGAGGGUAUCACUCGCAAGAGUGUGAUUGAUGCGGCCAAGGCAAACGGCCUUGAGAUCAAGGUUGAACUCGUUCCGAUCCAGAUGGCCUACCAUGCCGAUGAGAUCUUCAUGUCGACUACCGCUGGUGGUAUCAUGCCGAUCACCAGCCUGGAUGGCAAACCUGUCAACAAUGGAAAAGUUGGACCUAUUACCAAGAAGAUCUGGGAUACAUAUUGGGCCAUGCAUUAUGAAGAUGCUUACAGCUUUGAGAUCUCCUAUUAG